UCGCGAACCCCUGUCAGAACAAUGGAACAUGCAAUAACAAUAACGGUUCAUAUAUUUGUGCUUGUAAUGACGGAUGGCAGGGAAAAGAUUGUGAAGAAGAUUUCGAUGAAUGUCAAUUUUCGCCUUGUCAAAACAACGGAACUUGUGUCAAUACUGUAGGAUCAUAUAUUUGUGACUGCACCACGGGAUGGAAAGACCAAAACUGUUUGAAUGAUGUUGAUGAAUGUCAAAAGACUGACUUGUGUAAACACAACGGGACAUGCAUUAACAACAAUGGUUCAUAUGUAUGCAACUGUACAAAUGGUUGGCAAGGACAGCAUUGUGAUGAUGAUGUUGAUGAGUGUCAAAAGACAGAUAUGUGUAAACACGACGGGACCUGUAUCAACAACAAUGGUUCAUAUGUUUGUGACUGUACAGAUGGUUGGCAAGGACAGCAUUGUGAAGAUGAUGUUGAUGAAUGUCAAAAGACAGAUUUGUGUAAACACAAUGGAACCUGCAUCAACAGCAAUGGUUCAUAUGUUUGUGACUGCGCAGAUGGUUGGCAAGGGCAGCACUGUGAAGAGGAUGUCAACGAAUGCCAUGAGGUCGACCUAUGUAAACACAAUGGAACAUGUAUUAACAACAAUGGAUCCUACGCCUGCAGCUGUACAGAUGGGUGGCAGGGUUCGAACUGUGAAGUCGAUGUCGACGAAUGUCAGGUGACCUUCUUGUGCGAGAAUAAUGGGACGUGCAUUAAUAAGAACGGUUCCUAUGAGUGUAACUGUACAGUUGGUUGGCAAGGACAGCAUUGCGAAAACGACUUCAACGAAUGCGAAGUUGCAAAUCUUUGUGAACACAAUGGAACUUGCAUCAAUAAUAACGGCUCAUACAUUUGUAACUGUACAGAUGGAUGGCAAGGACAACAUUGUAAAGAUGAUAUCAACGAAUGCCAAAUGUUGCAUUUGUGUAAAAACAACGGGACUUGCCUAAAUACCAAAGGUUCUUACGUGUGCAAUUGUGAAGAGGGAUGGCGAGGACAACAUUGCGAAGAUGAUGUUGAUGAAUGUGAAAUAACGGAACUGUGUAAACACAAUGGAACCUGUAUUAACAAUAAUGGAUCCUAUAUCUGUAAUUGUACUGAUGGCUGGCAGGGACAACAUUGUGAAGAUGACGCAAACGAAUGUGAAGUGACUGACCUCUGUACAAAUAAUGGGACCUGUAUUAACACCAAUGGCUCAUAUAAAUGUAUCUGUGAGGCUGGGUGGCAGGGACAACAUUGUGAAGAUGUUUUUCCUGACAAAGCAAGGAAUUUUAACUAUUAUAUUGAUUUAUAA
Messenger RNA from Magallana angulata, 1313 nucleotides. Its product is annotated as latent-transforming growth factor beta-binding protein 1-like. Gene Ontology annotation, molecular function: calcium ion binding. The record is from RefSeq and is a predicted model, not a curated record. The coding region runs from base 357 to 1313 and encodes 318 amino acids. Lineage: Eukaryota; Metazoa; Mollusca; Bivalvia; Ostreida; Ostreidae. The transcript is spliced from 12 exons.